Molecule: messenger RNA, 2070 nt
Organism: Cloeon dipterum
Lineage: Eukaryota; Metazoa; Arthropoda; Insecta; Ephemeroptera; Baetidae
Gene: Tif-IA
Product: RNA polymerase I-specific transcription initiation factor RRN3 homolog Tif-IA
Exons: 9
Coding region: 156-1973 (605 amino acids)
Biological process (GO): transcription initiation at RNA polymerase I promoter
Cellular component (GO): nucleus
Molecular function (GO): RNA polymerase I core binding; RNA polymerase I general transcription initiation factor activity
Source: RefSeq, a predicted model, not a curated record
UUCUUUUCCGCUACGAAUCAUUCGAGUUUUUUUCCAUAUCAGGCGUAAUGUAAACUUAAACACUUCUGUGAACGGCGCCCAACUCGUAACGAAUUCGAAAUUUUAACACGUUCUCUGGGCCCUGUUGCCUUCUAACAUCAUCCAGUGCAGCCAACAUGUCGAUUUUGAGGCUGGAAGGCACGCCAAGUCGGGCCAGCCUGGCCGGAUUGACUCCGCGAGUGCAUUUUGCUCUGCCCAGUGACAUCGACUCCAUUGUCUCGAACUUUCUCACUGGCACAGACAAAACUCGCUACCAGGAACUGCUUGUGUCUCUCAAGUCCGCAAGCAAUUCGGACGAGAAUAUAAUAAACCUGCUGGAAAGCUGCUACAAAAAUGUCAACAACUUGGAUCAGCGUGUCCACUCCCUUGUAAUCGCAAUAUUGAAUCUUAACUGGAACAGCUCAUCAGACGCUUUGGCCUCAAAAUUCCAACAAUUUCUCUUGGAAUUGGUUGCGACACACACAAACUUCACGAGUACAGUGCUGGAGAGUUUGUUGCGAAAAUUUUAUGGAUUUGGAGACGAGCCAUGGCCAAGCACAAAACCUAGUGUGAAGGAAGAAUUACAUUUUUCAAGGUUACACGAAACCAUCAACCAAAUUUUGAAGAUAAUACCAAUGUCUGCAGAUGUACUGCUUCAAGCGUGUGACUUCUGUUUUCCAUUCAUGAAAAGAGGAAGCAGGGUAAAUCAGAGUUACGUUUACAACCUGUUCAAGAUCUGCACAUACAGACCCGAAAUGCGGAGUAAAAUUUUAUCACUCAUUAUUAAAAAGGUGAUAUCCAUAGAUGUACAAAUUCCGCGAAAACUCUUGGAGGCGCUCGAAGGUGACGAAGAAGAAAUGGAGACUGACGCUAAAAUGGACGACACGGAAACUGUUUUCACGAUGGAUGACGUGUCUCGGUCUGCCGCCUCAAGAAUCACCAGCGUCGUGGACACAAACAUGCAGCAGCAGCUGGCACAAACCCUGGACCUGCUGAUGGAACAGAUUUUUGUCUUCGUCAAAGAGUUCUGCUCGAGAGACGCAGACGAGAACGAGAUCAUCCACCACCAGAGCAUUUUCAAGGACUUUCUUGAAAUCUUUGAGCACCAACUGCUCAACGUCCACGGCAGCCACCACGUGCAGUUCUGCAUGUUCUACCUGUGCACCCUCAGGCCCAUACUUCCAGAACUUUUUCUGACUGCACUAUGGAGCAAAGUGACUCGGAUGGGAGAGAACGCGGUGGUGAGACAAACAGCGGCGCACUACAUCGCCAGCGUGGUGUCCCGGGGUCAAUUUGUAUCGGUGAACGCAACGCGGUGCAUCUUGCAGCAGAUGUCCAAAUGGUGCCACGCGUAUGUGGAAGCGCAGCAGGACGCCACGAUCUGUGACGUCAAGAUGCAUGGAAUCUUCUACUCGGUGUGCCAGGGCCUCUUCUACAUUGUGGCCUUCCGCCACGCUGACCUGAUGGCCACCGAGAAAGGCCUCAAGUGGGUCCAGAGCCUCGGUUUGGCCAAGCUGGUCACCUCUAGGCUCAACCCGUUGAAGCCCUGCCUACCUGCCGUCGCGCAGAACUUUGCCACUGUCACCAGGACCUAUCAGAUUGCUUACUGCUUUACGGUUUUGGAGAAAAACUCGAGGAGCCAGCUUCCCACCGUGAGCCUGUCAGGACAGCAGACGGUCACCAACUUAAACUGCUUCUUCCCAUUCGACCCAUACCUGCUGAACAGGUCAGCAGUGUUCAUAAAUGAUCAGUAUAGAGAGUACGAACCACUCGAACAGCCUGGCGACGAGAGGUCCGAUUCUGAGAACGAGGAAACGUUUGGUACUCCACCGAAAGAGUCACUGCCAAAAUGCAUGUCUCCUGGGAGCUUCACGCACCUCAUUUCCCCCACCAAAAUGUCGAGAUCACUGGACAAGUUCAGUUAUGGAUCGACUCCAGGGUUCAAAGCCUACUGAACGAAUUUGACUGACCAUCACGCUCAGAAUGUCAAGACACCUGCCUCUUAAAAUGAUGUGAUAUUAUGUUUAAUAAAUCACAGUUCACUUGCUGAAA